Aspergillus affinis is the source of this 1659-nucleotide messenger RNA. RefSeq names its product putative MFS lactose permease. Bases 1 to 1659 code for a protein of 552 amino acids. The transcript has 5 exons. Gene Ontology annotation, cellular component: membrane. Gene Ontology annotation, molecular function: carbohydrate:proton symporter activity. Gene Ontology annotation, biological process: transmembrane transport; carbohydrate transport. Lineage: Eukaryota; Fungi; Ascomycota; Eurotiomycetes; Eurotiales; Aspergillaceae. The record is from RefSeq and is a predicted model, not a curated record.
AUGUCGAAAGAAGAACACUCGCGGCACGAGAUCGUGAGCGUAGAUGCCACGCAUCACCAGGCCAUCGUGGCCGAGGGAACGGGAAAAACGGCCGCCAACGAAGGUGCCAAACAGAAGGAGGUGUACAACGCCGAACUCUACGCGGCAAUCCAGGAGUCCAAUAUCAAGAGAUGGAGCAAAUCGAGUCUGCAGUUGUACUGGUGCGUUUUUAUCUCGUUCUGCUGCGCUUGCGCCAACGGCUUCGACGGCUCUCUUAUGGGAUCCAUCACCGUGAUGCCUCACUUCAUGGCCACCAUGGGCAGCCAGAUUGACGGCUGGCAGGUGGCCGUGAUGACCUCCCUCUACUCGGUAGGAUCUAUCGUCACCACCCCCUUUGCUGCCGCCGUUAGUGACCGAUGGGGCCGUCGCAUGGGCAUGACCUGCGGUGCCGUGGGGAUUAUACUCGGUAGCAUCGUGGCGGCAAGCUCUCACAGCUUGGCCCAAGUGACCGUGGGCCGUGUCAUCCUCGGGUCGGGCAUUCAGUUCAUGACCGUCUCGGCGCCGGCAUACUCCAUGGAGAUUGCACCUCCCCAGUGGCGUGGUCGCUGCACUGGAUUUUACAACUGCGGCUGGUUUGGUGGCUCCAUCCCAGCGGCCCUGGUGACCUUUGGAUGCCAGUACAUUGACAGCAACUGGUCCUGGAGAAUCCCGUUCAUCUGCCAGUGCUUUGCAUGCCUGAUUGUCAUCAGUUCGGUGUACUUCAUCCCCGAAUCCCCCCGAUACCUUUUCGCGGUCGGCCGGGAGCAGGAGGCCAUUGACUUCUUGACAAAGUAUCACGGAAACGGCAACUCCCAAUCGCGCCUGGUGCAGUUGGAAGUGGAAGAAAUCCGCGACAGCAUUCACCAGGAGCUUCAGGACAAGACGAUUGCCUGGUGGGAUUACCGCUGUCUGGUUGACUCGCACCAGAGCCGCUGGCGCUCCCUGCAAGUGCUCAUGAUGGGGGUCUUCGGUCAGUUCUCCGGCAACGGUCUCGGGUACUUUAAUGCGAUGAUAUUCAGCGAGCUCGGCGUCGAGACCACCGCUCAGCAGCUCGGCUACAACGUGCUCAACUCGUGCCUGGGAGCCAUCGGUGCUGGAACCGCCGUGUCCCUGACGGACCGCAUGCCCCGUCGCAAGGUGCUGGUCUACGGAACCUUCGCCACGGCCUGCAUGCUGGCUAUCAACGGCGGUGCCAACCGCGCGUUCGGCAUGGACAACAGCAACAAGAGUGCCGGUCAGGCCGCGCUGGCCUUUUACUUCCUCUUCAACGUCGUCUACUCCUUCACCUACACCCCGCUGCAGGGCGUGGUCCCUGUCGAGGCGCUUGACAACACGCGCCGCGCCAAGGGAUUGGCCUUCUACGGCUUCCUGACCGGCUGUCUGGGCUUCGUCAACCAGUUCUGCACCCCCAUCGCGAACCGAACUAUCGGGCUGAAUUAUAUCUGGGUCUUUGUUGGUUGGGAUUGCGUCGAGGCGACGCUCUGGUAUUUCUUUGGCGUCGAGGCUCAAGGCCGUACUUUGGAAGAGCUCGAAUGGGUCUACACCCAGCCCAACCCUGUCGAGGCUUCUCAGCGCGUCGACCGAGUCGUGCAGCAAGCCGAUGGCACGGUUACCGAGAAGAUUGUCGAAAAUGAGUCCUGA